AUGGCGUGUGCUGGGCCAGGGUCGCGUCCGGACCCAAGGCCUCAACCAAAACCAACACCUCACAAUUUAAGGACUAAGGACACUUUUUCAUCAGCUAUCCUUCAAGUCCAGCCUCCAGUUUUACUGCCCCUCCUUCUUCUGCUUGCUGCCUUUGCGGACCUGGGUGUUGCUGGUCCACCGCAACCAGCUUGCCCCCCUCUCCUGUCUGGACAGCCUUUCAUCAUCUUCUGGGGAAUCCCUGACUCUUCCUGCUCUGGUCGGCCAGAUCCUAGAUAUUUUGGGAUGGAACGGGAGGGCCGUGUGGCCGUCUUUUAUGAGGACAAACUGGGGAAUUACCCUUAUUUUAUAGACAAAGACACACCGGUCAAUGGGGGGCUACCACAGCACACACGGCUGGACAACCAUCUCCAGAAGACACAGCAGGACUUGGAGGCAGCUUUACCUGCCCCGAGGUACCUUGGGCUGGGGGUGCUGCGCUGGGCAGAGUGGGUCCCCCAGUGGUCAAGGAGCCGAGAGAGGCAGGCGAUGUAUCUGGAGGCAUCGCGAAACCUGCUGAAGAGUUUCUUUCCUAACUGGACCCCGGAGGAGGUGGAAAAGUGGUCACAGGUGGACUUCGAGGCAGCAGCCCAGUCAGUAAUGACGGAAACUCUACGGGAGGUCAAAAGGUUAAGGCCCAAAGCAUUAUGGGGCGUCUCCCCUUACCCCAGCUGUUACAAUGGCGAUCCCGCCCAAACCAUGUUGGCUAAUUACACCGGCCAGUGCCCUGCUACGGAGAUGGCCCUCAACGAUGAGCUUCUGUGGCUAUGGAAACGAUGCUCCGCCCUUUACCCUCUCCUCACCCUGGAGAAGCUGCAGAGUGGGAGCUCUGGAGCCAGUCUUUACUUGUCCAGUCAAAUCAGAGAAGCACUACGAGUAUCAUCCCUGACUGGGUCUGUGUCGGAUCUUCCUGUAUUCCCAUUGGUCAAGAGCGUCUAUGCCUCAACUAACACUUUCCUGUCACAGGCAGACCUGGUUAGCACCAUAGGAGAGAGUGCUGCCAUGGGAACAGCCGGAGUUGUCAUCUGGGAGAAGAGUGAGACUAAGACGGAGAGAGAGUGUCAAGACCUGGCAGAGUUUGUCCGCAAGGUCCUGGGACCCUACUCCAUCAACGUAACCAUGGCAACUCGCCUCUGCUCAGCCUCUCUCUGCCAGGGAAAGGGCCGAUGCGUCCGUCAAAAUCCAGAGAGCUCCGUCUACCUCCACCUCCCACUGCCAUCCGAGGUGGUGGAGAAGGUGACGGAAAAGGAAGAGGCAGCAAAAGCCACAGAUGAGCCGGACACAAACACUAAACCGGCUGAACCGGACCCAGCUGAGAUCUGGAAGAAGGACUUCCAAUGCCAGUGGUACAAGACUGCAGACGGGGACGUCUCAGACCAGCAGUCUCCCAAAGACGGAGCAUCUGUUGGGGGUACAUUAAAGGAAAAUACUGGUGAUGUAUUGGGGACUACAGCAACUUCUACAACUAAAGGUGCCUCUGUGAUCGAGUUGAGAGGAAGCGGUUCACCUGGUACCAGAAGCCCAACGCCUUUACUUGAAGUAACUACAGGUGGUGGAACAAAUUCACUGAGUGCCCCAAACCUCUACGUUCUGCUGUUGCUGGUGGCUGGAAGUCUUUGCCUGGAACCUUAA
Molecule: messenger RNA, 1668 nt
Organism: Anoplopoma fimbria (sablefish)
Lineage: Eukaryota; Metazoa; Chordata; Actinopteri; Perciformes; Anoplopomatidae
Product: Glyco_hydro_56 domain-containing protein
Biological process (GO): carbohydrate metabolic process; hyaluronan catabolic process
Molecular function (GO): hyalurononglucosaminidase activity
Source: RefSeq, a predicted model, not a curated record